GCUUUAAGGAAGCUGGUCCGCCCGGUCGUCGGAGCGGAGGAGGGGGGACUUCGACGGGCAGCCGAGCUUCAGGCGGUGUGUAUGUGUGUGUGAGAGAGAGAGAGAGAGACGGAGAGGGAGAGGGAGAGCUGGUGACGGACGCUGAAACAUCUCCACGACGACUCGUACAAAAUCUCUCCUCUUUUCUUUCUAAAAAAAAAAAAAAGACAGAAAGAAAGAAAGAAAACAACAACGCAGCGAUGAUGAACACACACUUGUGUCGCGGUCGCUUCGUGUCAGAUUGAACGAUGUGAUUGUGAUCGGAGGCAGCUGCUCUCCAAUGGUCGAGGACCUCACCUUACUUCACUAGAAUGUACUUGAUGAAUGUACCUCCUGUCGCAGCGACGCAAACAGAAUGGAGAACAUGUGGCCCACCUGGAGGCUAUAGCCUUCCAAUCUGCUUCAAUGACUCCGACACCGAGUUGUCCACCAGAGGCACACCUAUCUCAGACAAGGUCCAGAUGAUCAUAGAGAGCCUUAGGAGUACCCAGUCCUCACUCGAGAUGGGCGACGAGAUCGAGGCAAAUGUGCUGUCAGGACAGGACGGUCAUCAGGUCUGCAAGGCUGCAAUGGGUUCUUACAUGGGGGCCAAGUCCAAAACUAAAGGUCCCACUGAAACCCAACAGGCAGAUGUUUCCUUCCCAGUCAGUCACCUGAGCAGUGACUCUGACAGCGAUGAUUCUGUGGACAGAGGAAUUGAGGAGGCGAUACUGGAAUACCUGAAGGAAAAGGAUGAUCACAAACGAAAGGUGGAACCGUGCUUCAACUUUCUCCAAUCAUCCAAAAUUCCCAGGAUAAACCCACCUGUUCCCGAAGUUUCCAAGCAGAACUCUGACAGCAAUACAUGUUUGAUUGCCAGUAACCAGUUUCCAAAAAGUGUCAAAGCUGAGAUUGCCACAACACCGGCUGUUGUUCCUCUAAAGAAGUACAUCAAAAACAAGGCCUGUCUAGAUGACAACGCAAAGAAAUCUGUUUUUAAUAAAGGUACAAUGACUGAAGUGAAAAGUUUAGUCUUGCCCAAAGAGCAGACAAAGAGCACCUCUAAACCAAUCAGCCUCUUCAACAAAGUGAAAUGCCCGGUCACAGUUAAGAUGGAGGAAGAUGAAACAAAUGAUUCCAGUAGCGAUGACGGCAUCGAGGAGGCCAUUCAAAGAUACCAGUUAGAGAAAAAGGAGCAGCAGAAUAAAAGGGAAGCUUUUAAUCCGCAUGCAUGCCAAGAGGAGUCUGACUCCACUAGUGAUGAUGGGAUUGAGGAAGCUAUUCGCAGCUACCAGCUUGAGCAACUAAAAGAGAGGACUGUCCCGAAACCAUUCUUGCUCAAGCAGAAGCCCUUUAGUAAGUCAUUAAUACACACUGUUGGCAGUACGAGCACGGAAAAUAUGAAGAAACUCAAACCGAGGAAGAAAAAGUCCAGAACAGAGAAAGGAGUUAAAUCUGUUCACCCGCCUCCCUCGUCUGUUUUCAUACCCAAGAGCACUUUUUCAGACAGUCCGAAGAGUAAAGGAAACGGAUUGCUUUUGUUUAAAGUAGAGAAUUUUAAAGAGCAACCUGCCCCUACACCUGCCCCGCCGAAGGCUAAUACAACAGCGGAGCUCAUGUGUGCUGAGGCGAUACUGGACAUUUCAAAAACUGUUAUGCCCGGGGCCUUCCACCCUAGUGUUGGCCUCAGCAGUUGUGCCCCCGCCGAAUCUUCCUUGCAGCCUUCCCUUCCGAACAGCUGCCCAGAUGAAGAAAGCGAUGGCAGCUCCAUUGAUAGUGAAGACGGGAUUGAGCUGGAAAUCAGGAAAUUUCUUGAGCAGAAGGCCCAAAUGCACAAACAGUCACCCAGCUCUGCUACGACCCAGGAGCCUCCCAGUGUUAAUGACCCAGAGGAUGCGAAAACAAAACAAGUUGCGACCCCAAAGAAACCUCACAGAUUGUCUUUGACACAGAGAAGGAAACACAGAGAAGGAAAAUGUAGCAUUUCCAACAUGUCGGGGACGGAUCAAAAUGUCGAAGCAACAGUCCCUAAACCUCCACCUGAGCAUGGAAACGAAUCAGGCCCAUCGGUGUUUCCCCAGGGAAGUCGAGUGCACCCGAUAGCUGGAUUACACAAGACAGAGCAAAGUGGAGACAAAAGCAGUUCACUUGACAGUGAUGAAGACCUUGACACGGCUAUAAAAGACCUGCUGAAGACAAAAAAGAAGUCAAAGAAAAAAACUAGAGACAUAAAACGCAAAUCAAGGAAGUGCCUCAAGGAUGAAGAACCACUGCUGGGAAAUGCUUUACAAGCCAAAAAGUUCAAACCCAAUCCUAUUUGCAAGCGCAGUGCUUUGAAAAAGGUACAAAAGAGUAAGGAUGACAUAAAAGACAAGUGUGGGUUCAGUAAAAUAAGCAUUUCACAACAUAAGCAAACUAGUCACGGUGAUGAGCACAAUAUGCAUGAAGGUGAUCCAGAGAAGUUGAAAGGAACCGAGUGUCGAGGCGGCGCAGUGCUGCACAAUACUCAGACUGCCCUUCAGAUAAAGGAAGAUAGCAGUUCUGUAGACAGCGAUGACAGCAUUGAGCAAGAGAUUCGAAAGUUUUUGGCUGAGAAGGCUAAAGUUUCAACCGCAGAGAAAAGUAAAGAUGAAGACGUACCGAGAAACGGCGCUGGCGAAGCUUGUACCCCACCUCAGCAUGAAGACAUUAAACAGGAAAAUCAGCUGGCUGAAAUUCCAAGAAAAAGCAUCUGUCCCCUCUCCGGACAAUCUCCUCCGAGUAAACUGUCACCUCCAGCGCCACCAGAGAUCUCGACUGUCGGCGCACAAUCACGCCUGACCCCAGUCCAGUCCUGCAGUUCCAGUCUUCUUGAGCCAGCAGACGGGGCAGGGGCUGCCAGGUCCGAGCAACGAAGACCCUUAGUUAUAAAAGGCGAAGUUCAGGAUGUCACCCCACAGCUGGAGAGAGUUCGGCCAGUUUUGAGUCCCAGCGUUGCUCAUUCCCGCUCGGAGUCAAUCAAGUGGCGCCAGAGCCUUGGACUCCCCACUGACACUAGGACUCUCAAUCGAACUCCAUUCCAUAUCACUUCUAAAAUCAACGAGACUGCAUCAGCAACCCCGCCGUUUCGAGCCGGGGUAAUCACACCCAAAUCACAGACUCCAGUCACUGUUUGGUCCUCAGCAAGGACCAGCAGAACACCCUUCCCUUGCUCUGCAGAGACAACUGUAAAUACCACAUUCAAAUCCCCUGGUUUUAAUCUGUUAUCUACUGCCAGGCAGCAUCCAAGGGUGUCCUUUACAAGGAGCCUUAUGCCUGGCCACAGGUCCCAGUGCCCUAUUGAAGGAGAGACGGAGAGUAUGGUGCAUAUACCUAAGGACAAGAGCGUGUUUGUCGAGCUGGAGUCUAAUCGGACCAAUCAUGUCCAGGUUCGAAGCAGGGAAAGGAGCGAGGGAAAGGAGAGAGUGGACUUGCAGAAAGAGAGGAAAAGAGAAGGCGAGAGCGUGAAGAUAGAUGAUAAAGAAGUACACCUAGAGAGGACAGAGGAAGAAUUUAUAGAUGAGACAGAUUGUGAGUCAGGAAACAGGAGAAAUCCAGAGAAGAAGCAGGGCUUUUCCACAUUGUAA
This is a messenger RNA of Acanthopagrus latus (yellowfin seabream), 3623 nucleotides long. RefSeq names its product protein phosphatase 1, regulatory subunit 26 (gene ppp1r26). Lineage: Eukaryota; Metazoa; Chordata; Actinopteri; Spariformes; Sparidae. Gene Ontology annotation, biological process: negative regulation of phosphatase activity. The record is from RefSeq and is a predicted model, not a curated record. Gene Ontology annotation, molecular function: protein phosphatase inhibitor activity. The transcript has 2 exons. The coding region runs from base 351 to 3623 and encodes 1090 amino acids.